AUGUCGAUACUUAUUACAGGCGCAGGUGGCUACGUCGGCCAGGAACUGGCUGUUGCUCUCCUGUCCAGCUCGCCCACUGCUACAGUGACGCUUACGGAUGUUGUCGAGCCAGCUGUUCCAGCCCAGCAUGCCUCACGCGUAAAAAGCAUCCAGGCAGAUCUCACCUCCACGAAGGUCGUCGACGAGCUGAUCAACGAAUCCAAUCGCUUCGAAACCGUCUACCUCCUCCAUGGAAUCAUGUCCAGUGGCUCCGAGGCUAAUUUCGAGCUCGGGGUUCGAGUCAAUCUCGACUCGACUCGGUAUAUCCUUGACAGACUCCGCACCACGACGCCCGGCGUGAAAGUGGUGUUUACAUCAUCACUGGCUGUUUAUGGACUUGCGCCUCCGGGCUUCGUCAUUGACGAGACCAACUUCCCUCCCGUGCCUUCUUCCUCAUAUGGCUCGCAGAAGCUCAUCGUUGAGACACUGCUGAAUGAUUAUUCGCGGCGGGGAUUCUUGGACGGCAGAGCCGUUCGAUUGCCAACUGUGACUGUGCGCGCCGGGAAGCCCACACAAGCCGCGAGCAGUUUCGCCAGCGACAUCAUCCGAGAACCGUUCAAUGGGAAAAAGGCGGUUCUUCCCGUGAGCAAGGAAACGAAGAUGUGGAUCUGCUCGCCAUACACGGUAGUCAAGAAUCUUUUGCACGCAAAGGAUAUUCCCAAGGAGGCGUUUGGCGAGUCUCGGUCCGUUAAUCUGCCCGGAUUGGUUGUCACUGUUCAAGAGAUGCUGGAUGCGUUGGAGCAAGUGGGUGGACCGGAAAGACGAGCUUUGGUGGAGGAGAAAUAUGAUGCGGAUAUUGACAGGAUUGUGCAAACAUGGUCUCCUCACUUCAGCACGGCUCGGGCGACGAAAUUGGGCUUUUCGGAGGAUGUUCCUAUGGUUGAGAAUAUUAAACAGUAUGCCAGCCAGCGCCUAGCUUUCAACCUUAACCAGGCUCUCCGCAGCCGUAAUGCCUUGAAGGCCAUUCAGCCGGUCAAGCGUGGCUUUGCCUCCCCGGUUGCCCUGCCUUCUACCACCCAGUCGACCACCCUCUCCAACGGCUUCACUAUCGCCACUGAGCACUCGCCAUGGGCUCAGACUUCUACCGUCGGUGUCUGGAUCGACGCCGGUAGCCGGGCAGAGACUGACAAGACCAACGGAACCGCGCACUUCCUUGAGCACCUUGCUUUCAAGGGCACCAACAAGCGAUCCCAGCACCAAUUGGAACUCGAGAUUGAGAACAUGGGCGCUCACCUCAACGCCUACACAUCGAGAGAAAACACCGUCUACUACGCCAAGUCUUUCAACUCUGACGUCGGCAAGUCGGUCGACAUCCUCGCCGAUAUCCUUCAGAACUCCAAGCUGGAGCCCGGUGCCAUUGAGCGCGAAAGAGACGUGAUUCUGCGUGAGCAGGAGGAGGUUGACAAGCAGCUCGAGGAGGUUGUUUUCGACCACCUUCACGCCACUGCUUUCCAGAACCAGCCUCUCGGUCGCACAAUCCUUGGCCCCAAGGAGAACAUCCAGACCAUCUCCCGCAACAACCUGACCGACUACAUCAAGACCAACUACACCGCUGACCGCAUGGUUCUUGUUGGUGCUGGUGGUAUCCCCCACGAGCAGCUCGUCAGACUCGCCGAGGAGCACUUCGGUUCUCUCCCCAGCAAGCCCCCCACCUCUGCUGCCCUUGCCCUCACCGCCGAGCAGAAGCGCACCCCAGAGUUCAUUGGAUCCGAAGUCAGACUCCGUGAUGACACUCUCCCCUCUGCCCACAUCGCUCUCGCCGUCGAGGGUGUCAGCUGGAAGGACGAUGACUACUUCACCGCUCUCGUCACCCAGGCCAUCGUUGGUAACUGGGACCGUGCCAUGGGCAACUCCCCCUACCUCGGCAGCAAGCUUAGCUCCAUUGUCGACCACCAGAACCUCGCCAACAGCUUCAUGAGCUUCUCCACCAGCUACAGCGACACUGGUCUCUGGGGUAUCUACCUUGUCUCCGAGAACUUGACUCGUCUCGAUGACCUUGUUCACUUCACCCUCCGUGAAUGGUCUCGUCUGACCUUCAACGUCACCUCCGCUGAGGUUGAGCGUGCCAAGGCUCAGCUCAAGGCUUCCAUCCUUCUGUCUCUCGACGGCACCACCGCUGUUGCCGAGGACAUUGGUCGCCAGAUCAUCACCACCGGCCGCCGCCUCACCCCCGAGGACAUUGAGCGCACCAUUGGCCAGAUCACUGAGAAGGAUGUCAUGGAGUUUGCUUCCCGCAAGCUGUGGGACCAGGACGUCGCCGUCAGCGCCGUCGGCAGCAUCGAGGGUGUUUUGGACUACCAGCGUGUGAGAGCGGACAUGAGCCGAAACACCCUGUAA
Aspergillus wentii DTO 134E9 is the source of this 2376-nucleotide messenger RNA. RefSeq names its product bifunctional SDR family oxidoreductase/M16 family metallopeptidase. The transcript is spliced from 6 exons. The coding region runs from base 1 to 2376 and encodes 791 amino acids. Gene Ontology annotation, molecular function: metalloendopeptidase activity; metal ion binding. Gene Ontology annotation, cellular component: mitochondrion. The record is from RefSeq and is a predicted model, not a curated record. NCBI's taxonomy places the organism in Eukaryota, Fungi, Ascomycota, Eurotiomycetes, Eurotiales, Aspergillaceae.